Messenger RNA from Linderina pennispora, 856 nucleotides. RefSeq lists its product as uncharacterized. NCBI's taxonomy places the organism in Eukaryota, Fungi, Kickxellomycota, Kickxellomycetes, Kickxellales, Kickxellaceae. The transcript has a single exon. Bases 179 to 706 code for a protein of 175 amino acids. The record is from RefSeq and is a predicted model, not a curated record.
GAAGUGAUUGCAACAUGCACAGCCCAAAAAUUUCGCUCUGUAAUACAUUGCGCAGCUAGUGCCUUGAUUCUGCGCCGAUGCCGCAUGCAGCCUGACCAGCACUCUCAGUAGCGGAAGAAAUACCGCCCGUGAGGAUGAGGGCGAAAGCGAAGGCGAGGGCCAGCAGCGGCGGCGCGGGAUGCAGACACACACGCGAGAACAGCACCCUCCACCCUUUUUUCUUCCCACCUGGCGAAUCAUGGCAGACCAGCUUUUUUUUGGCAGGCGGCUUAUUCUUGCAGUUUGGGGGUGGGCUAUCGAGGGGGUGGAGCAUGCCCGGCUGUUUACACCCCCGGGGAUGUUGCGGGAGGGGGCCAGGGAGGCGCAAGUUGCCGGGUCGAGUAAAGGUUUUUCUCUUCACUUUAUUUGUAUCGGAGCUUUGCCAUCCCUUCUAACCACCCCCGCUCGAGAGACAACCUGGAGCCUGAGUGGGCUGGAAUCUUUUAAAACCAAAUCGCCCGCUCCCCCCUCGUCUCUGCGGUUUGUGUGCAAUUUUUCUUGUCUAUCACAUACCCUUCACAAAGCCUUCUUUUCCUCCUUCUUGCAAAAGAACUUGUUCCUCCUUGGGGUCUGCAUUACCACCAUCAUACCACACCUCUAUUCAACUCUAGCCCAACCUGCUUCGCGCAUUGGCAUAGCCAUUAUUGAAGAGGACCUCAAAGCUUGACGUGUUCGAAAAGGAACCGACAGACAGGAAUAUACUGCAAAGCUGGUAAGGCUAUUAAAGCACAGACGAGCUUGUAUGAUUGCCGCAAGCUCUCCUUUCGACACCUUUGUUCAUGGUAGAAAAUCCCCAAUCCUCUGGCUUGUGUCACAU